CUUAUUUUUGUGUGUGGCGCAAUAUCGGUGCAACAGGAAAAAUAUUCCGUAUAUGUUUGCCAAAGAGCCACUUCAAUCAAUCGGUGUUUAACAAUCGCAAAUCAUUACAAAACCAGAGUUUAUAAACGCAACGGGGUACAAAGAUGAAUACCGAAGCUGAUCUCUUUUAUCGUCGGCUCCCUAAAGUGGAACUUCAUGCGCAUCUUAAUGGCUCUGUGAGUUUUGAAACUAUGGAAACGCUCAUAAAGCAAAAGCCUCAUCUGAACAUCAAGCACAACAUGACUGCAAUCCACAGCGGACAGCGCCGCACGCUGGAUGAAUGUUUUCAAGUGUUUAAAGCAAUCCACCAGCUGGUUGAUUCAGAAGAGGAUAUACUAAUGGUUGCCAAAUCAGUCAUUCGAGAGUUUGCAGCUGAUGGAGUAAAAUAUUUGGAAUUACGCAGCACGCCUCGGGAAGUGACUGACACAGGUCUCACUAAGAAAAGAUACAUUGAAACUGUGCUCGAAGCCAUUCGCCAGUGUAAAGAGGAGGAAGUUGACAUUGAUGUCAGGUUCAUUGUGGCUGUGGACCGCAGACAUGGACCUGAGGUUGCCAUGGAGACCGUGAAGCUGGCAGAAGAAUUCCUGCUUUCCAGUGAUGGAGUGGUAGUUGGACUUGACCUCAGCGGAGACCCAACAGUCGGUCAUGGAAAAGAUUUGCUCUGUGCACUUCAAAAAGCCAAAAACUGCGGCCUGAAGCUGGCGCUGCAUCUCUCAGAGAUACCUUCCCAGAAAGAUGAGUCUGAGCUGUUGUUGGAUUUGCCGCCUGAUAGAAUCGGCCACGGAACCUUUCUACAUCCGGAGGUUGGAGGGUCAGAUAGUCUUGUGGAUAAAGUUUGCAAGCAAAACAUUCCCAUCGAGAUGUGUUUGACGUCCAAUGUCAAAGGUAAAACCGUGUCUUCAUACGAUAAGCAUCAUUUCCAGUACUGGUAUAACCGUGGACAUCCGUGUGUUCUCUGUACGGAUGAUAAAGGGGUGUUUUGUUCAGAUCUCUCUCAGGAGUACCAGCUGGCUGCUUCUACUUUUGGGUUGAAUCAGGAGGCUGUGUGGAGACUCUCCCAACAGGCCAUCAAAUGCGCCUUCGCCCCUGAGCCAAUCAAACAGAGGCUUGAGAAGAAGUGGGCGGAGCUCAGGACACAGAUUCUUCAAUGAGGAAGUUCAAUGAAUCCGGCAAAGUUCGCUAACAGCCUCGGUUUUAGAAUUAAAAUGUAUACAGAUCUUAAUAUUUUAAUAUUUAUGCUCAUAUAAAAACUGUUAAAUACACACCUAGUAUUUAAGGGACAUAUCAUGAAAAUCUGACUUUUCCCAUGUUUAAGUGCUAUAAUUGGGUCCCCGGUGCUUUUAUCAACCUAGAAAAUGUGAAAAAGAUCAACCCAGUAACUUAGUUUUGGUAAACCAUUCUCUGCAAGCAUGUGAAAAAAUAGGUCAUUAAAAUUUGGUUAACCAUGUGAUGUCAAAACGGGAUAAUACCACCCCUUAAUCUGCACUAUCAAACCACGGCACUGCCAUUUAGUGCAGAGAUCAGCACAUUUGCAUUUAAAAGAAAGGACACAUCCAAAAAUGGCACAUUUUUGCUCAAACCUACAAAGUGGCAAUUUUAACAUGUUAUAAUAAAUUAUCUAUAUGAUAUUUUGAGAUAAAACUUCAUAUAUGUACUCUGGGGACACCAAAUAUUUAUUUUGCAUCUUAAAAAAAGUCUUGUGAAAUGUCCCGUUUAAUGUAACCUGGUUAAUAUUUAAAAAAAAAAAAUCAAUUUAUUUUAGUGUUUAUGCAUUCAAGUGUUAAACAUAACAUGUUUAAACUGUCAUUGCUCUAGUAUUGUGUGUUGAGACCCCAAAUUGUCUUGCCACCAGAGGGCAGCAGCUCUUUUACUUUCUAAGGUUAAAUUUCUUAAGGUGAAUACAUUUUCAGCAGACAUGACCAGCUGAGUUUAGUUGUCGUAAUUGUGUACUUUUUCUGGACUGGUUCUCAGGUAGGUUCGCUGGAGGCCUCAAUUAAAGUCUAUAGAAAAACUCCAAAGUUUCUUAAAGGCGGGGUGCAUGAUUUUUGAAAAACAGUUUGGGGCCGACUACCAAAACACACUUGUAACCAGUUAUC
This is a messenger RNA of Paramisgurnus dabryanus, 2135 nucleotides long. RefSeq names its product N6-Methyl-AMP deaminase (gene mapda). Gene Ontology annotation, molecular function: adenosine deaminase activity. Lineage: Eukaryota; Metazoa; Chordata; Actinopteri; Cypriniformes; Cobitidae. The record is from RefSeq and is a predicted model, not a curated record. Gene Ontology annotation, biological process: inosine biosynthetic process; adenosine catabolic process.